GAAGAUGAUGAGCCCGCUGGUGUUGGUCACUGCUCUCGCUCUUCCUUUGGCCGAAGCAUUCGCCUGGACAGUGAAUCCCAACUACUACGAAAUCGUGUCGCUGAACGACUUCUGCGACAACAAAGAGAACAAGAAGGACCUGCGCAACACGUCGCAGAGCAAGUCCGCGGCCAUCGUGACGGCGACGCAGUUCCGCGACAUGCGUGGCAGCAUCAAGGACGGCUGCUCCAUCGACCUGUCCACCAAGGGGACGGCGGGCCUGAUCGUGUCCCUCGUCGAGAUGAACCUGCGCUCGGGUGUGCUGAACCGAUCCUGCAUCGACUACGUCAACAUCGUGACCAAGUUCCACAUCCCCAGCGACAAGGACGAGCGCUGCGGUCGCGUGCGCGCCGACGAGUUCCGCUACUUCGCCACAUCGCAGUCGCUGCAGCUCAGGCUUCACUCGCGCACGCCGCUGUCGACGUUCUUCGACGGCUACACCCUCGCCGUGGUCGUCACCAGCUUCACCGAAGCCUCGUCACGUGACGGCCGCUGCGCCCCGCACGAGUUCCAGUGCGUGGCCGGCGGGCGCUGCAUCUACAAGCACUACCAGUGCGACAACAUCAACAACUGCGGCGACAACAGCGACGAAGAGCAGCUGGGCAACUCCAUGUGCUUGAUGCCAUUCAGUUCCCUGGUCCUGAUCGCCAUAGGAACCGUGCAGUUCGCAGUCACGUGGCUUCUCGUCCUUUGUUGCUGCAUUCGGAGCGCCCUCUCGUCGAAACAGGCGGUGUUGGAGGACCGCACGGAGGUGGACACGCCCCAGAUUCCGAGCAGCACGCUAGCGGCCCCGCGGCGCAGCACUGCAAGCCUGGAGGACAACGAACGGGGCACCAUCAGCGAAGAGAUGCAGACCGAGGCCCUGACUCCAGAGGGCGAUGCCCAGCUCUGGGGUCUAAGCCCCGUCGCCCAGGCCAAGAGCUCACUGUCGCGCGCCUAUCGCGGUCCCCUGUUCUCCUCCAUUAGGAAGAAGGAGUCGGAAGAACAAGUGCCCAUGUCGCCCACGUUGUAG
Molecule: messenger RNA, 1051 nt
Organism: Dermacentor andersoni
Lineage: Eukaryota; Metazoa; Arthropoda; Arachnida; Ixodida; Ixodidae
Molecular function (GO): protein binding
Source: RefSeq, a predicted model, not a curated record